This is a messenger RNA of Lolium perenne, 749 nucleotides long. The record is from RefSeq and is a predicted model, not a curated record. Lineage: Eukaryota; Viridiplantae; Streptophyta; Magnoliopsida; Poales; Poaceae.
AUAACCAAAUGCACCACGGCACCAGUCACAAGGACAUGAGUCAUUCCCCACUCGUUUUACCCUCGUUUCUCCGCCAUGGCCUCAUUCCGCCCCCACCAAUUUAUCUCAGCCAUGGGCGCUCCUUGAUCUCGAGGUCGCGCCGGAGCCUGGGUGCACGGCUGCGCUCUCCCUUCGCCGACCCUCGCAUGGUAGAUCGAGGUCGCCGCCGCCCGAUCUCCCCGCCACGGGGUCGAUGGCCUCUUCCUCUCCGUCAGCACCGCCGGCCGAGCUCGAUUCCGGUGCAGUCGGAUUCAGCUGGGAGGCACACAGAAGAGCUAGCCGGGAUUCGGCAGGGAGGCGUGCACGAUCAGCUAUUGGAAUUGCUUCAGUCGAUCUGUCGAUGGAUGUUUUUUUACUAUCAAAAUAGUACUGAGGCCACAUCAAGCCACGACGACCGGCAUGAGUUCCCCACCACACGCGCGAGUUCUGACCCUCCGCUGGCUCGGUCCCCGACCACCCUACCUCCCUGCCGCACGCCCGCCCCUCUGCGUCCCUUCUCCGCCGGCAGUGUGAGAUGUUUGAGCACAUGCAUCUUGGCUCCUGCACAUUCCGAAGCCCAGCUAAAGCAUAAACAUGUUGAAUCUCAGAAUCUGGACAUAUUGAUAUGUUCACACCACAUACAUUGGCAUUACUCGCCUUCAGCCUGGUCGUCAGCCUUCGACGCCAUGGAAGCCAUGGCCAGAGGAAGAUACCAAAGGACAACUCAAUAA